Ceraceosorus bombacis is the source of this 1319-nucleotide messenger RNA. Lineage: Eukaryota; Fungi; Basidiomycota; Exobasidiomycetes; Ceraceosorales; Ceraceosoraceae. The record is from the annotation of a GenBank genome assembly.
AUGGCCCCCAUUGCCACUGCUGAACCAGCUCAGGACGUCGCUGCAAGUGCAGCAGCCAAGCUGAGUCAGCUCGGUCUGGACGAUCCCAAGUACCGUCAGUACUCACAAUUCGAACAUCAUGAUAAGUCCUACUUGAAGUCGGACGAUGGCUACAAAUACAACGACUUCAAGCCAACGUUUCCCAACAAAGACUGGGCCGCGCUCGAGCCACACACACCUGCUCGCGACCGUGGACUGUUCGCUGACAAGGAGAAGAAGGCCUUGCUUGGCGCUGCCAAGGAAGUACGCAAUGUCACAAAGACCAUUGGCACCGAACUCGUCGGUGUUAAGCUCAACUCCUUGAACGACCAGCAAAAGGACGAGCUUGCUUUGCUCAUCGCCGAGCGAGGCGUGGUCUUCUUCCGCGACCAGGAGGACUGGACCAUCGAGCAGCAACUCGAGUUCGGCCGCUACUACGGCAAGCUUCACAAGCAUGCCACCACUGGUGUGCCUGCUCGUGGAGACCUCGACGAGGUCCACGUGGUUUACAGUCACCCAGACGACAACAAGAGCGAGAAGGUCUACAGCGGCGUGAGUGCUCCCCAGCGACGAAAGCGAGCUACCCCCUUCCAAAAUCUAACGUCGAAUGUACUCGAUGUGUGACCUCGUAGCCACUGUCGCACUCCACUGAAAGACUUUGGCACAGCGAUGUCACGUACGAGCUCAACCCACCUUCAUACACCAGCUUCAAACUGUACAGCUCUCCCGAGGCUGGCGGUGACACUUUGUGGUCUAAUCAAUAUGCAGCGUACGACAGGCUGUCGUACCCUAUGCGCCAGUACCUGGAGCAGCUGUCCGCAGUCCACUCUGCCGUCGAGCAGGCGGAAGGUGCGAAGAAGGGCGGCAACUACGUCCGUCGCGAGCCAAUCCAGACCACUCAUCCUCUCGUUCGCGUCCACCCCGUAACUGGCUGGAAGUCCCUGUUCUUCAACGCUGGAUUUGUGCGCUACAUCGCCGGCGUGCCCCAAGCCGAGUCCGAAUGGUUGGUCGCUUUCUUGACUCGUCACGUGGCGACCGCGUCAGACUUUAUGGUGCGCUUCAAGUACAACGAGAACGACGUUGCUUUCUGGGACAACCGCGUUUGCGACCACAGUGCCGUCUUUGAGGACAUCAACGUCAGUCGCCGUCAUGCGCUUCGCGUCGCUGCGACCGGAGAGCAGCCCAUUCCUGUCUCCCAAUUCCCCCACGCAAAGUCUCGCGAGGAGGAGAUCUAUAGGGCUAGAGGUUACAAGAUUCAACCGUCUCUCAGCGCAGUCCAGGCUGUUGGUUACAAAGACUGA